AUGCACAAGGUCCAGCCUAUUCUCGGGACCCUGGGGUCCAGUCAGCAAGGGACGACUGGGCAGGGCUUCUCCGCGACGGCCGCACCUGGCUUUCUCUGCCCGGCGCCGGAGGUCGCGCCCGCGGGAGCAGAGACGGGACGGCGCCCGGAGGCGGAGGUCUCGGCGGAGCUGCUCGCCCGCUGCCCCACCGCUAAGGGCGCCGCGUUUGGGGGCCGGUUCCCGCCGCGCAUCCCGGCCAGGGGCCGCCAGGAAUGUUUUAAAGGAAGUUGGGCUACUCACAAGUUACUACAUAAGAAAGCAAAAGAUGAACGGGCCAAGCGAGAAGUGUCUUCCUGGAUGGUAGAAGGUGAUAUUAACACUGACCCAUGGGCAGGUUAUCGAUAUACUGGUAAACUCAGACCACAUUAUCCACUGAUGCCAACAAGGCCAGUGCCAAGUUAUAUUCAAAGACCAGAUUAUGCUGAUCACCCUUUAGGAAUGUCUGAAUCUGAACAGGCUCUUAAAGGCACUUCUCAAAUUAAAUUGCUGUCAUCUGAAGAUAUAGAAGGGAUGCGAGUCGUGUGUAGGCUUGCUAGGGAAGUGUUGGACAUCGCUGCUGGGAUGAUUAAACCGGGUGUGACUACUGAGGAAAUAGAUCAUGCUGUACACUUAGCAUGCAUUGCAAGAAAUUGCUAUCCUUCUCCCCUGAAUUAUUAUAAUUUCCCAAAGUCUUGUUGUACUUCAGUGAAUGAAGUGAUCUGCCAUGGGAUUCCAGACAGACGGCCCUUGCAAGAAGGUGAUAUUGUUAACGUGGACAUCACUCUUUAUCGCAGUGGUUAUCACGGGGACCUGAAUGAGACAUUUUUUGUUGGAGAUGUGGAUGAGGGAGCACGGAAACUGGUGCAGACCACGUAUGAGUGCCUGAUGCAAGCUAUCGAUGCAGUGAAACCUGGCGUUCGAUACAGAGAAUUGGGAAACAUUAUUCAGAAGCAUGCCCAAGCAAAUGGGUUUUCAGUUGUUCGAAGCUAUUGUGGGCAUGGAAUCCACAAGCUUUUUCAUACAGCCCCCAAUGUUCCCCACUAUGCCAAAAAUAAAGCAGUUGGAGUGAUGAAGGCGGGCCACGUUUUUACAAUUGAGCCAAUGAUUUGUGAAGGUGGAUGGCAGGAUGAGACCUGGCCGGAUGGCUGGACCGCGGUGACACGAGACGGAAAGCGGUCUGCUCAGUUUGAGCACACGCUGCUGGUCACAGACACUGGCUGUGAGGUCCUGACCCGGCGACUUGAGAGCACGCGGCCUCACUUCAUGUCCCAGUUUUAACGUCUCCGAGAGGGUGUGUCUCAGUAAUGCCUUCUGGCUGUGCUGUCAUUUCACGGAGAGUACAGAGUGGAAGAGGACGUUUUUUAUUACUUGUUUGUUUUGACUGUAGAUAAGGAAGGACUACAGCAUUUGAUGUAUGUCCUCAAGAACUUAUCUUGGGUCUGAAAAAGCUGAGAAGAAUAAAGUAAACAUUUCUUAACUCCUUUCAGUGCCUCCCUCUCCCCCCCAAAUCUCUGUGCCACUGUUUUCUCAGUUACCCUUUGAGCACUUUUACGUAAACCUGCUUCUAGUUGUUUCUAUCACUGCCAUGACUGGGCUGUCAAGAGCCGGCUGAUUGUUGAAGAUGAG
Molecule: messenger RNA, 1644 nt
Organism: Ceratotherium simum simum (southern white rhinoceros)
Lineage: Eukaryota; Metazoa; Chordata; Mammalia; Perissodactyla; Rhinocerotidae
Source: RefSeq, a predicted model, not a curated record